This is a messenger RNA of Rotaria socialis, 393 nucleotides long. Lineage: Eukaryota; Metazoa; Rotifera; Eurotatoria; Philodinida; Philodinidae. The record is from the annotation of a GenBank genome assembly.
AUGCCACUUAAAUCAAAAGAAUUUAUUGAUUCGUCCGACUCAGGUAGUGAUAACGAAUCAGGAGCAAAGGCAACAUCGAAAAAGCCGAAAGCUAAAAGUUCGGAUGGUAAACAUGAUCCACCAGCUAAGCGAGCUAAGCCAAAUGACGAGGACAGUGGUGCUGUAGCUUCAAAGACAGGACCAGGUGGUGAACGACUUUAUGAAAUUGGUAAAUCACGCUAUGUAUCUGUUAGCGAAUUCAAAGGUAAACCAUAUAUCAAUAUUCGUGAAUAUUAUGAAGAUAAAGGCGUAGAAAAACCAGGCAAGAAAGGUAUUAGUUUGACUGCUGAUCAAUGGGACAAAUUGAAAUCAUUGAUGAAUCAAGUUGAUAAAGAUUUGAAAAAAUCAAAAUAA